AUGACACAAGGCCGGCCCGUACAUAAUGAACAAGAGGGCGAUGAUACACCACAUGAAGAUAUACAACAAGAAUUAAAUGACACAAGGCCCGUACAGAAUGAGCAAGAGAGCGGUGAUACACCACAUGAAGGUAUACAACAAGAAUUAAAUGACACUAGGCCCGUACAGAAUGAACAAGAGGGCGAUGAUACACCACAUGAAGAUAUACAACAAGAAUUAAAUGACACAAGGCCCGUACAGAAUGAACAAGAGGGCGAUGAUACACCACAUGAAGAUAUACAACAAGAAUUAAAUGACACAAGGCCCGUACAGAAUGAACAAGAGAGCGGUGAUACACCACAUGAAGAUAUACAACAAGAAUUAAAUGACACAAGGCCCGUACAGAAUGAACAAGAGAGCGGUGAUAGACCACAUGAAGAUAUACAACAAGAAUUAAAUGACACAAGGCCCGUACAGAAUGAACAAGAGAGCGGUGAUAGACCACAUGAAGAUAUACAACAAGAAUUAAAUGACACAAGGCCCGUACAGAAUGAACAAGAGAGCGGUGAUACACCACAUGAAGAUAUACAACAAGAAUUAAAUGACACAAGGCCCGUACAGAAUGAACAAGGGAGCAGUGAUACACCACAUGAAGGUAUACAACAAGAAUUAAAUGACACAAGGCCCGUACAGAAUGAACAAGAGGGCGAUGAUACACCACAUGAAGAUAUACAACAAGAAUUAAAUGACACAAGGCCCAUACAGAAUGAACAAGAGGGCGAUGAUACACCACAUGAAGGUAUACAACAAGAAUUAAAUGACACAAGGCCCGUACAGAAUGAACAAGAGAGCGGUGAUACACCACAUGAAGAUAUACAACAAGAAUUAAAUGACACAAGGCCCGUACAGAAUGAACAAGAGAGCGGUGAUACACCACAUGAAGAUAUACAACAAGAAUUAAAUGACACAAGGCCCGUACAGAAUGAACAAGAGAGCGGUGAUACACCACAUGAAGAUAUACAACAAGAAUUAAAUGACACAACACCUGAAAAUAUACAACAAGGGGUAAUAGUAUCCAUUGAUGAAGAAAGUAGUGACGAUAAUAUUCCUCUAUCUCGACUGAAACAUAGGACAACCUUCGUAGAAGAUGAGGAUAUUGAGUCUAUAAUAGAUAGUGAAGAUUCAUACAAAGUAACUAAGGCAGAUAUCAACUCAUCUGAUUCUAACUUAUCAGCACCGUCUUCAGAAGGAAUUUCAAACACAGACUUUGAAUAUGAAACCUUGACUCUUCAUAAAAGACGGAGAAAACUUUCGAAAAAAAGAAACACUAAAGAAAACAAGAUUAAUAGAAAGACAGAAAAGAAAUCCAAAGUUGUACAAUUUAUUUCAAAAAAUAAAACUGCAAAAACAAUCAAUGCAGACAGAAGUACAAAUGGUAAUGUUCAGAACUCACCACUUUCCUGUAAAGAAACUUACACAAGUCUCUCAUCAAUCUUCCAAACAUAG
Molecule: messenger RNA, 1485 nt
Organism: Mytilus trossulus (common blue mussel)
Lineage: Eukaryota; Metazoa; Mollusca; Bivalvia; Mytilida; Mytilidae
Exons: 2
Coding region: 1-1485 (494 amino acids)
Source: RefSeq, a predicted model, not a curated record